Acipenser ruthenus (sterlet) is the source of this 1135-nucleotide messenger RNA. RefSeq lists its product as uncharacterized. The transcript has 7 exons. Lineage: Eukaryota; Metazoa; Chordata; Actinopteri; Acipenseriformes; Acipenseridae. The record is from RefSeq and is a predicted model, not a curated record. Gene Ontology annotation, molecular function: ubiquitin-protein transferase activity. The coding region runs from base 86 to 1135 and encodes 349 amino acids.
CAAAACAAGGCCUCAAAAUACUUCCACCAAGCGAAGAAGAACUGUAGCUGGAAGGGCCAGGGUGGUGAUUAGAGACAUCCUAUGUAUGCCAUUUAGUACACCUCAGCAAGAGGAUAAUUCUUGGAAAGCACCAAGAGGUCAGGACAAGGAGAAAUUGGCUUCUGUCGGGCUGACAGGCAAACUUAAUCUGGACUCUACAUGGAAUUCUCAGGAGGUGCAACAUGAAAUUCGAUCACUCUUCCAAACAACGUUCUGCGCAGAUGGAGAAGAGUUUGUUUUUUCAUUUUUACAGUGUUUGCCAGGUGGAAGGAAACUGAUCAAACCCAACACCUCUGUCAGUUUUUCUUGGAAUGGUGCCGAAGUCAUUAAUCUUGCAGGACAAGGAGCUCUGUACAUUCUUAGUCAUCACAACCUGCCAGAAAGUGAGGAACAUGAAUCACCAAGUAAGGAGACUCUGUCUUUCCUCAGUUCUACCAAUUCAUUGACCCAUCAAAUAAAUCUUGAAAAUGAUGUUCAGCAGCUAGAACAGAAUGUACUACAUCAUAGAACUCCAGUAGUCAGUGCUGAAAGUUUAUUUAAUAGCAUAGUCACGGAGCAUGAUGAUGUAAACAUUUUUGAAGAUGUUCCCCCACUGUCAACUGGCUCAGAGGUGACUACUAGAACAUUAGCUCACAGUGUAGACAGGAGCCCAGAAAGUGUAAUAGCAGAACUUUGCUCCUCAGUUCUUGCUGAUGGAGUUCAGAAUGUCAAGGUCAGACGGAACCAUGCUUUCCAAGAUUUGCUACGUUGGAUGAACCGAGCUGAUUAUGGUUGGGACAAACAUCUUAAUGUUUCUUUUGUUGGAGAACAAGGGCUUGAUUCUGGAGGACCUAGGCGCAAUCUAAUGGAACUGACUGUUCGUGGACUGAUCAACUGGGGAGGACUUUGGUGUGGGAAAGAAGGACACCUCAUUCCAGCUCCUGACUUUUUAACAUUGCAGAACAGAUCCCAUUGUAUGGCAGGGAGGAUUGUUGGCACUGUUCUCGUUCAGAGUUCUCUACAGCUCAAUAUUUUUGCAGAAUCUCUGAUCAACACCAUUGCAGGAAUCAACCAGUGGUUUGUAGAGGAUGUUGCUGAUGAAACUGUCCAAAUGUAG